AUGAGCAGAUGUUCCGCUAAUCAGCAAUUCACUUUCGUUACUGGCUUGUUUCUUAACGAGGCCCUUACAUGGUGGAACUUACAAGUGCAAACUUUGGGUGAUAACGCUGCUUAUGCGUUAACUUGGGAGGAACUGAAGGAACGUAUGAGGGAUAAGUAUUGUUCUGGUGCUGAACUCCAGAAGUUGGAGAACGAGUUUUGGAACCUUACCAUGGUCGGAGCUGAUAUCACGAGAUAUACGCAAAGGUUUCACGAUCUGUCCCGCGUGAUUCCUUAUCUUGUGACACCAGAAUACAAGCGUAUCGAACGCUACAUCUGGGGACUUUCUGAAAAGAUUCGAAGUUUGGUUACUGCAGCUAAACCCACGACUAUUACUCAGGCUGUGACUAUAGCCGUGAGUCUUACUGAAGACGGGGUCAGGAUGAAAAUAUUCGGUGAGAAAGGUGACGAUAAAAAGGAAACACAUACCGAGUCUUCCAACCGUGGGCGACAGAAUAACCCGCAAAAGGAUGCAAGGGCGUUUGUAGCGACAAACGACACUUGUCCUAAGAAGUACGCUGGUACUUUACCUAAGUGUGAGCGAUGCAAAUAUCAUCACUUGGGUGAUUGUCGGGUUGUCAAGUGUGACAAGUGUGGCAAGAAUGGCCACCGUGCUGAAUCAUGUUGGGGAACGGGAAAUAAUACUGGAUCGGGAAGUGGAUUUGAUAACAAGAAUGGGAACGGGAAUGGUCGUGGUCAAGGAUGCUUUGGAUGUGGAAGCAAAGAUCACUACAAGAAAGAUUGUCCUAAAGAAAACCAAGCUCGUGGUCGAUCUUUUGUGAUUGGAGCCAAGGAUGCGCGCCAAGACCCUAAUGUGGUCACUGGUACGUUUCUCCUCAAUGAUUAUUUCGCAUACAUAUUAUUUGAUACCGGAGCCGAUUUUAGUUUUAUCUCUAUAGAAUUUAAAAAUAUUCUGGGCUUGGAACCUAGUAAGCUAGAUGUUCCAUAUUCUAUAGAAUUGGCUAACGGUAGACUAAUAGAGACGGGAGAAGUUGUUAAGGAGUGUACCUUAGAACUUGGCGAACAAAAAUUCAAUAUCGAUCUCUUACCCAUUGAAUUGGGUAGUUUCGACGUAGUGGUUGGCAUGGAUUGGCUAUCCAACAAUCGAGCCGAAGUCGUUUGCCACGAGAAGAUAAUUCGACUACCACUACCGAACGAAGAGACACUUGUUAUACAUGGAGAGAAGCGUGACACCCCAUUACGGAUCAUCAAUUGCAUGAAAGCACAGAAAUACUUACGGAAAGGUUAUAUUGCCUUUCUAGCGCAUGUUGUAGACAAGAAGGCCGAUGGGCCGAAGUUGACGGAUAUUCCGUUACGGAUUCAAGAAGAAAGCGUACCGAAAACGGCUUUUCGAACUCGUUACGGUCAUUAG
Helianthus annuus (common sunflower) is the source of this 1410-nucleotide messenger RNA. RefSeq lists its product as uncharacterized. Gene Ontology annotation, molecular function: zinc ion binding; nucleic acid binding. The record is from RefSeq and is a predicted model, not a curated record. NCBI's taxonomy places the organism in Eukaryota, Viridiplantae, Streptophyta, Magnoliopsida, Asterales, Asteraceae. The transcript has 3 exons. Bases 1 to 1410 code for a protein of 469 amino acids.